Molecule: messenger RNA, 1530 nt
Organism: Alternaria rosae
Lineage: Eukaryota; Fungi; Ascomycota; Dothideomycetes; Pleosporales; Pleosporaceae
Exons: 3
Coding region: 275-1312 (345 amino acids)
Biological process (GO): protein import into mitochondrial intermembrane space
Cellular component (GO): mitochondrial intermembrane space
Molecular function (GO): protein-disulfide reductase activity
Source: RefSeq, a predicted model, not a curated record
CUUGGCUGUACAAAAGUGACUCAGAUUGCGUAUGAGAUUCUUGGAGGAUUUGUGACUGCGUCCUAGUUAUCAUGUCGGAGAUACUUGAGACGAUGCCCAGCAUUCUCGGAAGUUCCACCACGUGAUCCGAGAUCUUCAGCGACGCAGAUCCCUGCUCUUUCCGCUUAGAAAUGCAGGUCCCAUAACUUUUACGUAGUGACGACACUUCCGUGUACCGUUGACAUCCGCCACGUCUCUCUCUGCAUCCCUUUUCUGUUUCACAUCUCUUAGCAUCAUGUUCCGUGCAGCCCCACGGUUAAUUGCGCGUCCAGCGCUGCGAGCCGCGCCACUACGGUCUGUCGCACCGGUCAGAAGGUACUUGAGCACCGCACCACCAUCACAAAAGUCGAGAAGUUUCAAGAGCUUGGUUGCGAGGCUGGGUGUUGCAGGAGCAAUAAUAUACUAUUACAACACCACGGAUGUUUUCGCAGAGGAGCCAAGACAACUUGUCCAACCCCUCCCAGAAACCGAAGUUGAAUCCGAGCACCUCCCCACCAUCGAAUCUAUCUCCGAAGAGCGCAAGCGACGACAAGCGGUACAGGCACAACUAGAGGCUCAGAAGCAAAAAGAGGCUGAGCGCGCACAACAGAAUGCGAAGCCUUCAGAAGAUGGCCAGGGUGGCAUAGAAGGACUCGAGGAAGAGGCAGAUCAACAGGGCGCAUUCAAUCCGGAGACUGGCGAGAUCAAUUGGGAUUGCCCUUGUCUGGGCGGCAUGGCUCAUGGCCCUUGUGGUGAGCAGUUCAAGGCGGCGUUCAGCUGCUUCGUGUACUCCACCGAAGAGCCGAAGGGCAUGGACUGCAUCGACAAGUUCAAGGACAUGCAAAACUGUUUCCGCGAAUACCCCGAAGUCUACGGCUCAGAACUCGACUCCGAUGCCGACGACGAGGACGACAUGACCGCCUCGCCCGAAACCCCAUCCAACCCCUCCAGCACGCAACAAGACUCCUCAUUACAACCCGCCACCAACGACCACGCCGCAUCAGCCAAGGGCAAAUUCUCGGGUGAACGCAACUCGAAACCCCACACACCAGAACACAGCCUGGUCCCUGAGGAAUACAAGCCAAACGCCAAACACAACCCCGUAAACGACGCAAGGGGAGAUAUGAGCAGCCUAGAUAGCGAGAAGGAGAAGGGGAAAGAGAAGAGCAAGCAGAAGCCAAAGGGCGAGAGCAAUACUGAGAGGGCGAACCAGGCGAGGGCGCAGGUUAAGAGCCAGGAGCCUGUUAGUGAGAGCGAGAGUAUGGUGCCCAAGGCUAGUCAUGAUGCGAAAUGAUGAGAGUACAUGGAGGCUAGAGGAAGUGGCGGGGCUGUGAGGGACGUGUCAUGAAGGCGGGAUGUAACAAGAGAUGAUGAUAUUGUAUUAUAUAGUUCCGUGUACAGCAUGGUUGAAGAACCAAGGGGGGCAUUUAGACAGUGGUGUUCAACGCUUCUCUGCUACUGACGAAUAUCAUGUAUAAUAUAUACAGUUUCGACAAAACGUUCAAGCAACAU